Danio rerio (zebrafish) is the source of this 1322-nucleotide messenger RNA. RefSeq names its product cystatin C (amyloid angiopathy and cerebral hemorrhage) (gene cst3). Lineage: Eukaryota; Metazoa; Chordata; Actinopteri; Cypriniformes; Danionidae. Gene Ontology annotation, molecular function: cysteine-type endopeptidase inhibitor activity. The record is from RefSeq and is marked validated.
AGAAUGACGUUUUGCUUAUAUAAUCUCAGACCAGAUUUAUUUAUGCUUUCGACUUGCUGACAUAACAAGGAAGGAUCAAGACCGUUCGAUUCAAUAUUUACAGUUCGACCAUGUUUCUUAAAAUAAUUGUGGCGUUCUUGGCGGUGAUUUUGACCGUGUCGAGCGCUGGGCUGGUCGGAGGACCAACGGAUGCGGAUAUGGACAAAGAUUCUCAGAGUGCGCUACAGUUCGCAAUGGCCCAGUACAACAGACAAAGCAAUGAUGCGUAUGUGAGAGGUGUUUCCAAAGUCACCAAGCUCCAAAAACAAGUUGUUGCUGGGAUUAAAUACAUCUUCACCGUGGAUGUGGCCAGAACCACUUGCAGAAAGGGUGGAGUUGAGGAGCUGUGUGCUAUUCAUGAGAACCCAGAAAUAGCACAGGUCAAGGAAUGCAAAAUAGUGGUCUGGACCAAGCUAUGGGAGAACUUUAUUAAGGUCACUGAAAACUCCUGCCUGUAGAGAAUGCUCCUGUUGCAGUUUGAAGCUUUUCGACACUCUAAGAGCAAUAUAACUCCUUAAUAUUGCUUAAUUUCUUAAUUAAUUUCUUAAUUGAUUAAAUUAUUUACUAUCGAUACAAUAGGAAUAUAUAUAUAGUUGAAGUCAAAAUAUUUUUUUCUUUAAAAAUAUUUCCCAAGUGUUGUUUAAUAAAGAUAAGAUUUUUCUCAACACAUUUUUAAACCCAAAAAAGGUUUUAAAAAUAGUUUUAAAAUGUUUUAAUGAUUAAAAUUAUUUUAAUAACUUAUUAUUUUGUCUUUACCAUGAUGACAGUAUUUACUAGUUACUAGUUAUUUUACUGGAAACUAAUAUUCAGUUUAAAGUGCAAUUUAAAGACUUAACUAGGUUAAUCAGAUUAACUAAGUUAGGUUAUUUAGCCAAGCUAUUGGAUGACUGUGGUUUGUUCUGUAGUCAACUGAAUAAAUAUAUAUAUAUAUAUUUCUUUGGGGGCUAAUAAUAUUAUCCUUAAAAAAAGUUUAUAAAAAUGUAUUUCAGCUAAACUAAAAGAAAUAAGAUAUUCCCCAGAAGAAACAGGAACUACUGUGAAAAAUGAAUUGGUCUGUUAAACAUUACUUGGAAAAAUAUUUGAAAAAUAAUAGAAAUUUCACAAGAGGGCUAAUGAUUUCGACUUCAACUGUGUAUAUAAAUGCUUCACUAACACAUAAAUGUGCAAUCUCAUAAAUGUGUAAUGCUCUGAAAGAUCUACAAUUUGUAAGAAAUUCUAAAUAAUAAGCCGCAUGGUUUUAUUUUUGUUCAUCCUUUGCUAAAUAAAAGAUGGUUGAACAAGUC